UUCAGCAUCACUUCUCUCUGAGGAACAGUUAAGGUGUCUUCUGGAUGAAUGCUCCCUCAAACAAAAGUCCAUGAUUAGACUACCUUCAGAAAGAGAAAAGGAAGACAUGGAGGAUAUAACACCAGAGGUCCCCCAUCUUUCCAGAUCUAUCCUCUCUGAGCUCCUAAAGGGAUUAAAAACAACGGUCACAAGCUCUGAGGUGAAAGACACAGAUAUGCCUGAGAAUACGGAAUGUGAAACACUUACAGGCUACUAUCUCACCAAAGCCUUGACUGGGCGUUACACAUCCCAGGCCCUUGUCAUCGAAGCAGAGAAUUUGAAAUGCCUCCAGUUUUCCAAGGACGAGGUUAUUAGUGACACAAAAGACUACUUUAUGUCGAAGACUCUUGGCAUUGGAAGACUGAAGAGGCCCUCCUUCUUGGAUGAUCCACUGUAUGGCAUGAAUGCGAGCCUUUCUUCCGAAGACCAACAUCUGAAAGUCCACGCUGCAGAGAAACCAGAAACGGAUGAACAGGAGACUGAAGAUAUGAUAGAAGAAUGUAAAGAAUCUUAAGCAAAGACUUGCUGGGCGUGUUCUGAGAAAGUUGGGUAAAUUCAAUUACAUAAUUUUUUUCUGAAUUCUUAUAUUCAAUGACUGCAUUUAUAGGGACCAUUCCUCAAAUAAUGAUGUUAAUAUUUGGAUUUUCUCUACCUGGAUUAUAUUUCUUUGAUAUUUUUGAGACUUGAGGUACAAUUGGUCAGUGGGGUUUUUUUUCAUUGAAAUUUCUUGUAAAAUUGUAUUUUAUUGCCAAUCUUGUAACAUCAGGGAUACAUUAUAGAAACCAACAUUUUAUGUAUGUGUGAGUUACCUUAAAACUAGCUCAAGUGCUAUGAUGACUUUGUGUUUGAUUUUAUGUGUUACAACUUCAUUGGGAUUCAGACAGAUUUAAUCACUGUGAAUUCUUACUUGGGCCCUGAUUUUCCAGAUUUCCUCCUCUCUGAUGUCUGGUGGUAAGUAUAACUUGCCAAAGGGGGAAAAAUUUUUUUUUUCUCAACAAAGCAAUGUUAGCAUAGACUUUGCUUUCUUAUUAACAGUGAUACUUUGCUUAAAUAGGAGUUUGACUGAAUUACUUGAUUUAAAAAAAAAUUAUUUGAAAGCAAGAGAGAGAGUGAGAGUGAGAGACUAAGUGAGCACAAGCAGGUAGAGAGGCAAGCAGCAGGAGAGGGAGAAGUAGGCUCCCUGCUGAAUAAGGAAUCUGAUGCAGGACUUGAUCCUAGGACUCGGGGAUCUGAGCCAAAGGCUGUCACUUAACUGACUGAGCCACUCAGGAGUCCCUGAAUUACUUGAUUUUUAUUAUCAGUUAUCAUCUUUCAGAAUGCAGCAACUAUAUCAUCCUGUUGGAGAGUGUAUUUAUGUCAGAAUUUUGAGCAGAGGUUCUAUGCCUUUCUUUGAUUGAACCGAUUUAAUCAUCUUCUCAUCUCUGAAGCAAAUUCUGUGGCCAGGGGAUGGGCUGUGAUAAUUGGUGUAGUCAGGGAUUCAUGCUUGCUUUUUCUAGAUAGGAGCUGGGUUAAUCUGCCUGGAGUAACAUGUAGAAAUUAUGGACAGUAGUAAAAAGUAAGCAGUAGCAAGACAUAGUCACAUAAAUCCACACUGUUUCCCAAUGAGAAUGCUAUGGUAAAUGCUCUAAUUUUAAAUAGAUUGAAGAUGGGGGGGGGUUAAAUAAUAAAUAAUUGUUAAAAUAUUAAAUAAUGUGUUGAUGCUCUCCAUGCUAAACUGACAGAUGUCAUAGAAAGAGACAUCCACUUUCUAGAUAGUAAUUUGAUACACACCUCUUAUAAAAAGACCACAUAAAGAGGUCUUCUAAAUCUUCUUUUUGGUUAGUCUUAUGUUAUACUGGAAAUGGAUGGGUGAUAUUCUUGAAACAUGGGUAUUAAUCAAAAUGCUAUAAAUACCAUAUAGAGAGGGAAAAGGGAAGACACUCAGACUUUUUUUCUAGAGUGCACUAAAAGAAAUUAGAAAGCAGCAAAGAUCAGCUACUUAAGAAAAGUUGUGUGGCUCUAUUUUAAGAGAGGUUUGUCUAGUUACAGGUUAGUCACUUGGAUUCAUGAGAGCAAUUUAUGUCCACACUUUUUGACAAUGAAUUGGCUCUACAAGUCCAGUUUAUUUCUGAUGAAAAAGAAAUGAGCAGGUAAUCGUGCUGCCUUUAAUGAAGUUUGGAGGGAUAAGUAUGUCGCAUGACUAUUUUUUGCUUACCUGUUUCAUCACCUGUUAGUGGAUGAUGUUAACGAUGACUUUAAAAAAUGAAUUCUGUGCUACUAUUUUCAGAGGAAUCGAUAGGCAAUUUCUUUUUUGAGCUGCCUCUUUCAGUUGACAUGAAAAUAACAACGGUUCUUGUUGAUGUCAAUGUGUGACAGUGUAAUUCAUCUUGAUGUGAAGGAUUUUGUUGGGGGGUACCAGCAGAAGUGAAAGUCAUGCUUUUAGACUCUCCUAGCAAUGACGUGUGUUGUAAGGUUUAAGUCAGGGGAGAGGUGACAUGGGUGGGAAUUUGGAGUGGUGACAGAGAGGAGCCAUUUUGGCCCAAUACCCUUUUUGAGGAGCUCAGCUUUCUAAACCUGUGCUUCUGGUAUUUGAGUGUGUGUGUGUGUAGGGGGGUUGAGAGCUUAUGCCUUCCUAAUGUGUUUCCGCAAAUGGUAUUUGGGGUAUAAUGAGCCUUUAUGUUAUAGAAGUUUAAGAGAAGAGAAGUAAGAUGGAAUGAUCUUAAAUAAUGGAUUUUGCCAUUGAAAGAGCUGACACCAUUCAUUCCAUAGCACAUCAACUGAAGGGACCUCUAACAGGGACUGGUAAGCUGAAUAUAGACUAUAAUUCAGAUGAGACCAGGUACAAUCAAGGGUAUAAUGUAAUGCAACAUGAAGACUCCAGGUUUUGUUUUGUUCUAAAUAUUAUCCUGUAAGGGAGAAAAUGUUCUUAUUAAAAAUCAGUGCUUUCCCCAAGAUACAGAUGUAGUGAAAAGAAGGGCCAUAUGCACCCCAAUAUUCAUAGCCACAAUGUCCACAAUUGCCAAACUGUAGGAAGAGCCUAGAUGCCCUUCAACAGAUGAAUGGAUAAAGAAGAUGUGGUCCAUAUAUACAAAGGAAUAUUACUCAGCCAACAGAAAGGUGAAUACCCAACUUUUGCAUCAACAUGGUUGGGACUGGAGGAGAUUAUGCUGAGUGAAAUAAGUCAAGCAGAGAAAGUCAAUUAUCAUAUGGUUUUACUUACUUGUGAAGCAUAAGGAAUAACAUGGAGGACAUUAGGAGAAGGAAAGGAAAAGUGAAUUGAGAGAAAUCAGAGGGGGAGAAGAACCAUGAGAGACUGUGGACUCCUAGAAACAUAAACUGAGGGUUUUAGAGGAGAGGGGGGUUGGGAGGAUGGGUCAGCCUGGUGGUGAGUAUUAAGGAGGUCACAUAUUGCAUGGAGCACUGGUUUUUAUAGGCAAACAAUGAAUCUUGGAGCACUAUAUCAAAAACUAAUGAUGUGUGAUGAUUAACAUAACAAUAAAAAAGUAAAGAUAAAAAAAUGUAAUAAUGACACAAAGUAUAGGAAUAACUUCAUGCACACACACAAAAAAUCAGUUUUUAUUUUAAGGUUCCUUCUAGACCUCAGUCUUUGCCUUGCCCCAGAAUAAGAUAGAGAAGAAAAGCAGGAAAGAGAAUCUUCAGGAUCUUAAAAUUUGAGCUUUUUCUGCUUAUGACUUCUCAAGAAAACAACUGGCACCACCUUUAUUGUAAAUUCCUGAAGGACCCGAAGUUUAUGGCCUGUCAACUCUCUCUGGAACACAGGACCAUAAACUCUCGUAGCAGGAAAAAGGUAUCACCCUGAUGGCGUAAUUUUAAUUCUUACAAGCCCUUUGUUUCCAUGUAACCUACUGAUUCAAAGGUGAGUCUCAGAGUAAACAUGGAACAUGUCUGGGAAAAAGCUCCUGUUCCUAUACACUUUUUCUGUCCUAUCAGAAUUUUUAAAAAAAAUUAUAUUCAAUUAGCCAACAUAGAGUUCAUCAUUAGUUUUUGAUGUAGUGUUCAGGGAUUCAUUAAUUGUGUAUAACACCCAGUUCUCAUCACCACACAUGCCCUCCUUAAUACCCAUCACCUGGUUACCUCCUCCCCUCACUCCCCUCCCCUCUGAAACCCUCAGUUUGUUUCCUGGAGUCCAUAGUCUCUUGUGGUUUGUCUCCCUCUCUGAUUUCUUCUCAUUGUUUUCCCUUCAUUCCCUAUUGUCCUCUAUACCAUUGCUUAUGUUCCACAUAUGAGUGAAACCAUAUGAUACUUGUCUUUCUCUGUUUGACUUACUUCAGUUAGCACAGUCCCCUCCAGUUCCAUCCAUGUUGAUGCAAAUGGUGAAUAUUCAGCCUUCCUGAUGGCUGAGUAAUUCCAUUGUAUAUAUGGACCGCAUCUUUAUCUAGUCAUCUGUUGAAGGACCUCUUUGGCUGUUGUGGGCAUUGCAGCUAUGAACAUUGGGGGUACAUGUGCCCCUUGUUUUCACUGUCCUAUUAGGAUAUUUUCAGUGACUGUAGGCUUGCUACUUAAAAGUGAAUUAGAAUUCUCUUCCAAGACUUGCCAUGUUUGUGCUCCUCUCAGAAGGAAUGCUGUCCUUUUUGAAAGAAUUAUCUUUCAAAUCAGUUUUCCAAACUCUGUGACCCUUUCCAUACCUUCUAGUGAUUGAUUCUUUACCUGGGCACCAUGAAAUGAUUUGGCAGUUUAUGCUUCGAUAUGAUUAUGCUGCCUUCAAAGGAGAAGUGUUUUUAGAAUGAGACAGAAGUCAAUAAGAGUGUAUCUCAGUCUGUCAGUCAUUUCUAGAGUUCACUGGACUCCAAAGCCAGACCUUUAGCCUAUUCCUAAGAUUUUUGAUUCGACCUGUUCUUAUUAAAAAUGGAAAUUAAUUGGCCGGUAUUCUACAUUCAUUGUUAGCUCACCCGGAACUCAAGGUCUGCUUAAUGUAAUGCUUUGGCCUUCUCUUCAAAAACUAAUCUUAUGCUGAAAAAGCAUUUGACAAAGUACAGCAUCCCUUCCUGAUCAAAACUCUUCAAAGUGUAGGGAUAGAGGGCACAUACCUCAAUAUCAUCAAAGCCAUCUAUGAAAAACCCACCGCAAAUAUCAUUCUCAAUGGAGAAAAACUGAAAGCUUUUCCGCUAAGGUCAGGAACACGGCAGGAUGUCCAUUAUCACCACUGCUAUUCAACAUAGUACUAGAAGUCCUAGCCUCAGCAAUCAGACAACAAAAAGAAAUUAAAGGCAUCCAAAUCGGCAAAGAAGAAGUCAAAUUAUCACUCUUCGCAGAUGAUAUGAUACUAUAUGUGGAAAACCCAAAAGACUCCACUCCAAAACUGCUAGAACUUGUACAGGAAUUCAGUAAAGUGUCAGGAUAUAAAAUCAAUGCACAGAAAUCAGUUGCAUUUCUCUACACCAACAACAAGACAGAAGAAAGAGAAAUUAAGGAGUCAAUCCCAUUUGCAAUUAUACCCCAAACCAUAAGAUACCUAGGAAUAAACCUAACCAAAGAGGCACAGAAUCUAUACUCAGAAAACUAUAAAGUACUCAUGAAA
Molecule: messenger RNA, 5557 nt
Organism: Mustela lutreola (European mink)
Lineage: Eukaryota; Metazoa; Chordata; Mammalia; Carnivora; Mustelidae
Product: fibrous sheath-interacting protein 1-like
Exons: 2
Coding region: 71-553 (160 amino acids)
Source: RefSeq, a predicted model, not a curated record